CUGGCCUCAGCUAUGGACCGCACACGCGGUCAGGUCGAAGAAGCGGUUCGAUUAGGUAAACCGGAUCUAAUUUUCUUUGAUUUUGCUCACUGGAUUCCGGACAUAGCUAGAGAUUGUGGAGCCAAGAGUGUGAAUUUUGUAACGAUUUCUGCAGCAUGUGUAGCUAUCUCAUUUGUCCCUGGUCGUAGUCCAGAUGAAUUAGCUAUACCUCCUCCGGGGUAUCCUUCGUCCAAGGUGUUGCUUCACGGACAAGAAACCAAUUCCUUGUCAUUUCUGUCCUAUCCAUUUGGUGAUGGAGUGACGUUUUACGAACGGAUCAUGACAGGGCUUGUGAACUGUGAUGUCAUAUCGAUAAGGACUUGCCAGGAAAUGGAAGGAAAAUUCUGCGAUUUUAUCGAAAGGGAAUUUCAAAGAAAAGUUCUCUUGACGGGUCCAAUGCUUCCUGAGCCGGACAAUAUCAAACCACUAGAAGAUCGAUGGCAUCAAUGGCUGAGCCGGUUCGAACCAGGAUCAGUAGUAUACUGUUCGCUUGGCAGCCAAAUCAUUCUUGAGAAGGAAGAAUUUCAAGAACUCUGCUUAGGAAUUGAGCUGACCGGUUUACCAUUUAUUGUAGCGGUAAAGCCACCAAAAGGCGCAUCUACCAUCCAGGAAGCAUUACCAGAAGGGUUCGAAGAUCGGGUUAAGGAGCGUGGAGUGGUUUGGGGAGAAUGGAUGCAGCAGCCACUGAUAUUGGCUCAUCCAUCAAUAGGUUGCUUUGUGA
Molecule: messenger RNA, 760 nt
Organism: Brassica oleracea var. oleracea
Lineage: Eukaryota; Viridiplantae; Streptophyta; Magnoliopsida; Brassicales; Brassicaceae
Product: UDP-glycosyltransferase 79B6-like
Exons: 1
Source: RefSeq, a predicted model, not a curated record